UGCUGGCCACACCCGCAUCCGCCAUUCCCGGUAGCCUCAUGGCCGCAACCUGCGAGAUUAGCAACGUUUUCAGCAACUACUUCAACACUAUGUACAGCUCAGAGGACUCCACUCAGACCCCUGUUACCCCCGCUGCUCCUUUUGGGGCUGACGACCUGGUGCUGACUCUGAGCAACCCCCAGAUGCCGCUGGAGGGCACAGAAAAGGCCAGCUGGUCAGGGGAGCAGCCUCAGUUCUGGUCCAAGGCCCAGGUGCUGGACUGGAUCAGCUACCAGGUGGAGAAGAACAAGUACGACACCAGCUCCAUCGACUUCUCGCGGUGCGACAUGGACGGGGCCGCCCUCUGCAGCUGUGCCCCCGAGGAGCUGCGGCUGGUCUUCGGGCCCCUGGGGGACCAGCUCUACUCGCAGCUGUGGGACCUCACUUCCAGCUUUCCUGACGAGCUCAGCUGGAUCAUCGAGUUGCUGGAGAAGGACAGCAUGGCCUUCCAGGAGACUGUGGGAGACGCCAGCUCUUUCGGGGAGCAGGGAAGCCCCUUCAUCCAGGACAUGCUGGACGACUCCCGGCAAGCCAGCCCCUACUACCCUGGCAGCUACGGCGCGGGCGCCCCCUCCCCGGGCAGCUCCGACGUCUCCACCACAGGGACCGGCACUUCUCAGAGUUCCCACUCCUCAGACUCCGGUGGAAGUGAUGUGGACCUGGACUCCACAGAUGGCAAGCUCUUCUCCAGUGAUGGCUUUCCUGACUAUAAGAAGGGGGACCCAAAGCACGGGAAGCGGAAACGAGGCCGGCCCCGAAAGCUGAGCAAAGAGUCCCGGGAGUGUCUGGAGGGCAAGAAGACCAAGCAUGCCCCCAGAGGCACCCACCUGUGGGAGUUCAUCCGGGACAUCCUUAUCAACCCAGAGCUCAACGAGGGCCUCAUGAAGUGGGAGAACCGGCAAGAGGGUGUCUUCAAAUUCCUGCGCUCUGAGGCCGUGGCCCAACUGUGGGGCCAAAAGAAAAAGAACAACAGCAUGACCUACGAGAAGCUGAGCAGGGCCAUGAGGUACUACUACAAACGUGAGAUCCUGGAGCGCGUGGAUGGCCGGCGCCUCGUCUACAAGUUUGGCAAGAACUCUAGUGGCUGGAAAGAGGAAGAGGUUAACGGUCGGAACUGAGGGUCCGAAGGAGACCUGGGACCGCACGGACGGACAUUGAGGCCUACAGACCCUCCCGGGCCUUAGGCACCACAGCAUGCCACAGUUUGGGCAUGCUCCAUGCUAUGCGUGAAGAGACGUGGAGGCUGUGUUCCUGUCACCGUCAGCCUGAGGUUGGGGGUCUUGGCCUCCCCUCUUUGUCCUCCUCUUGGAAUUACAAGCCCUGGAGUUUGAAAUCACCAGUCCUCUGACUGGCUGCCAAUGCAGCUACUUGUAUAGGGUGCCGCCCUGGACCUGGUCUAGACACCAGCUGUGGGCAGUCUGCCUCCUGGAGACGCCUGGACUGAGCCAAGGAGGGUGAGGAGACUCAGGGCACAGCAGCAGGGGCAGUGGGCUCUCCCCACAAUCUCUCUGGACUGGCUCCACCUCCCCUCUCAGUGCUUGGAUCAACCAGCGGGGGUCGGAGCACCUAAUUUAUGUGCUAUAAAUAUGUCAGAUGUACGUAGAGAUCUAUUUUUUCUAAGACGUUCCCCUCCCUGCUCCUCCCAAGCUUGGUGGCCACACAGACUGUUCUAGACCUUGAGCUGAGCCAGUGAGGGAUGGAUGGGGUGGUGCUGGGACCCUUCGGCGGGCUCCUGGCUGCUUUCUCCUGUGAGUGGAGGCAAAAGUCUCCAAUA
Condylura cristata (star-nosed mole) is the source of this 1813-nucleotide messenger RNA. RefSeq names its product E74-like factor 3 (ets domain transcription factor, epithelial-specific) (gene ELF3). Gene Ontology annotation, biological process: cell differentiation; regulation of transcription by RNA polymerase II. The transcript is spliced from 9 exons. Lineage: Eukaryota; Metazoa; Chordata; Mammalia; Eulipotyphla; Talpidae. Gene Ontology annotation, cellular component: nucleus. Gene Ontology annotation, molecular function: DNA-binding transcription factor activity, RNA polymerase II-specific; sequence-specific DNA binding. The coding region runs from base 39 to 1157 and encodes 372 amino acids. The record is from RefSeq and is a predicted model, not a curated record.